Messenger RNA from Aethina tumida (small hive beetle), 4452 nucleotides. It is a transcript of the gene l(2)gl, whose product is annotated as lethal(2) giant larvae protein homolog 1. Gene Ontology annotation, molecular function: GTPase activator activity; syntaxin binding; myosin II binding. Gene Ontology annotation, cellular component: plasma membrane; cytoplasm; cortical actin cytoskeleton. Gene Ontology annotation, biological process: regulation of protein secretion; cortical actin cytoskeleton organization; establishment of spindle orientation. NCBI's taxonomy places the organism in Eukaryota, Metazoa, Arthropoda, Insecta, Coleoptera, Nitidulidae. The transcript has 14 exons. The record is from RefSeq and is a predicted model, not a curated record. Bases 154 to 3528 code for a protein of 1124 amino acids.
UACUUGAUUCAUUUUGUGCCGGUCAGUGACACAAACUACGUGUAAAUGGUGUGAGGAGCGUUUUAUUCCUCCGCUGCUGUGUUUAAUGUUAUUUAAUUGUUGUUUGUUUAAUAUUUUAGUAACGGCUAACCGGAACAUUUAUAUAAAGGCGAGAUGUUUAAGUUUAUAAAAGCAAAAGGGCCCCACCAAACGGCCGAACGACAAAAAUUACAAAAAGAAUUGUUCUCGUACAGAAGGACAUUACAACAUGGAUUCCCGCACAAACCGACGGCGAUGGCGUGGGACCCGUCGCUGCGUCUCCUGUGCAUCGGUACGUCGACCGGCGCCGUCAAGGUGUUCGGCAAGCCGGGCGUCGAAUUCUACGGCCAACAUCCCAAUCCAAUAGCGGUCACACGCGUGAUCUUUCUGCCCAACCAGGGCAGGGUGGUUACGCUCUGCGAGGACAAUUCGCUGCACCUAUGGGAGGUGAACAAGAGCUCGUUGGUCGAGGUCAAGUCCGAGGCACUGGAGGGCAAGCUGAAGAAGAUCUCGACGAUGUGUCUUGAGGCGGCCGGAAAAUAUUUGCUUUUGGGAACGGAGGGCGGCAACAUUUACUUGUUGGACAUCAAGACGUUCAGCAUUUCCCCAGACAUAAUUUACCAAGACGUUGUGGUACAAAAUGUUCCGGCAAACUACAAAUUCUCGCGGGCUCCCGGGGCCGUUGAGGUCAUCUUAGAGGAACCCGACCAUCCGAACAACAUCCUCAUUGGUUACAACAGAGGGUUGGUCGUGCUGUGGGACCGUGCAGAAGCCAAAUCGCUCAAAACCUUCGUCUCUAACCAACAAUUGGAAUCAUUAUGUUGGAGAAAUUCUGACCAAUUUGUUAGCUCACACAUUGACGGCAGCUAUUGUAUUUGGAAUUUGGAUAAGCCGGACGAACCGAUCGAACCGGUUACGACUUAUGGGCCGUUCCCCUGUAAGGCGAUACCUAAAGUGCUAAUGACCGAACUAGACGACAGAUCCUUGAUUGCGUUUUCGGGAGGACUGCCACGUGCGAGCUACAGCGACAAAUAUACAGUUUCGGUGAUACACGAAGAUGGACAACAUGUUGCCUUUGAUUUCACUAGCAAGAUGUCGAGAUCUAAAAGCGAGGAUGAAGAGGAUGUGUUAGGAAAUAAGGUGAUCGAUUUUCUUAUAAUUAACGCUAAAACACGUGACCGCGACGCCGAAUCCGAUACGACUACCGAAGAGAACGGUCAUACGAACGGCGUAACUGCGGAAGGUGAACCGGAAUGCCUCCUCGUUCUCACCGAAGAAGAACUGGUGGCGAUCGAUUUGCAAUGCGAGGACUGGAAAAUGAUGAGUCUUCCAUAUUUAGUAUCGCUACACGCGUCAGCCGUCACGUGCAGCCAAUACGUGUCUGGUGUGCCCGAGGAUCUAUGGGAGAAACUCAAGAACGCCGGCAAAGCCCAAACUAGCCAUUUGUACUCGACGAGGGAGUGGCCUAUAGACGGUGGUGAACUGUUGUGUUCGAAAGGUGCAAAACCUCGCAGGGAACUUCUAUUGACCGGUCACGAGGAUGGUACGGUCAGAUUUUGGGACGCGGGCGGCGUUACGCUUACUCCCGUGUAUAAGUUCAGUACUAAGGAAUUCUUUUCCGGCGAUGAUUUAGACGACGUGGCUUCCCCGGAUGCGGACGAUGAUGAGUGGCCUCCGUUCCGCAAGAUGGGCAUCUUCGAUCCAUAUUCGGAUGAUCCGAGACUCGCAAUCAAACGUGUAGUUCUGUGUCCCCUUUCAGGCACGCUCAUUGUCGCGGGCACAGCGGGCCAGGUUAUCAUAACAAAAUUCGACACCGAAGUUCUGGAAGGCGAGUUGAAGAGCAUCUCUAUGAAUAUCGUCAAUGAUCGGGACGAGUUCGUGUGGAAGGGCCACAGCAAGUUGACGCCCAGAUCCGGCGUCACACAUCAACCCAGAGGAUUCCAGGCUACGUCCAUUCUGCAGUUGCAUCCUCCGGCAGCUAUUACCGCCUGCGUCCUGCAAGCGGAUUGGGGCUUGGUUGCUGUUGGUACAGCACACGGUCUCGCACUUUUGGAUUACAUUAAAAACAAACCUGUUAUGGUCAAGUGCACUUUAAAUCCUAACGAUCUCACGGGUGCAGGAGACUCGCCGAUCUCACGCCGGAAGUCGUUCAAAAAAUCACUCAGAGAGUCCUUCCGCCGACUGAGGAAAGGUAGAUCGCAACGCAGAACCGACAACAAUAAAGAGGAGAAACAAAACGCUCCGGUGGUCCGAAAACCUGCACAACAAGACGAAACAUUCACGCCGCUAGAAGCUAAACCUGUGGAACGGCAAAUUGAAGCCAGGCCGGUCGACGAUUCGAUGGGAUCGUUCGUGCGCUGCCUGUACUUCGCCCGCACCUUCCUUCUCAACAUGCAGAACACGAAUCCGACUUUGUGGGCGGGUACGAACAAUGGUACAGUGUACGCAUUCACCAUAAUGGUGCCGUCGACAUCAAAACGCGAACAGGAGGACGUGCACUGCAAUCUUGCGAAGGAGAUACAGCUGAAGCACCGUGCACCCGUAAUAGCUAUUGCCGUGCUGGACGGUUCAAAUAAACCGUUGCCCGAACCCCUGGAAGUGGAGAAGGGUGUUGCCUCGUUGCCGGACACGACCCAAGCCCACCGCGUUAUCAUUGCGUCCGAAGAACAGUUCAAGCUGUUCACGCUGCCUAAUUUGAAGCCGCACAACAAGUAUAAACUGACUGCACACGAAGGAUCGAGGGUAAGGAGGAUGGCUUUCGCGAACUUCUCGACCAAUAACAUCGAUACGAACCAGACGCACACCGAAAUGGAUUUGCUGUGUCUUACUAACUUAGGUGACUGUCUGGUAUUGAGCAUUCCAGAUCUUAAGAGGCAAUUAAACGCGGCGGCAGUUAAACGAGAGGACUUCACUGGCAUUUACUCGUUGGUGUUCACAAAAGACGCUGAAGCAUUAUACCUUCAUUCUCCCUCAGAAAUUCAAAGAUUGUCUUUGUCGACGAAACGCGUAACAUGCGCCAGAUGUUAUUUAGCUCUUCCCGAAGGUGCCAGAGAGGAAACCACGUCUGAAGCGGGCGAAAACGAAGAUAACGACGCCCCUUUAGUGAACGGCAACAAUGAAAGUAAAGAAGGCAGCGUCGCUGACAAGACCGAAGAAAACGGAGCGGGUGACGAGACACCACACAACGUGACGGUGUCGAGCAGCGUCGGCGACAUCACAAUCGACAGUGUCAAGGAUCACUUGGGCUCAGGUGAGGAGUUGAAUAGGCGUAUCAGCGGUCUGUGCGUUACGAAAACGGUCACGACAAUCAUCAGCAGCAGUACGGACGGUGCGGUCACAUCGUCCAGUACCACGACGACAACGACGACGUCCCAGAACGAAGGCAUCAUAGAAAAAGUCGCUGACGGCCAAGGAUGCUCUCUGGAGACUAGAAAAAUCCAAGUGAGUGAUAUCCUGUUGAGGGCUCCGCUGGCACUGGCCGAAGACGAUGCGGAAAACCAAGAGGCGUAAUUCGAGAAGCAACAAUAAAUAACUAUUUGCCAUAUCAGUGUGUUUCGUCGUUAACAUUGAUCAUUUGCCACGACGACCGGAAAGUUGACACGUCCGUCGAUUUACUAUAAGUAAUUUUUUAUAUAAUCGAGCAAUUGUUCGUCGUACGUUCCUGAUUUUCGGUUUUCGUGGCUGUUUCGUUUAUGUUUAGUACAAAUUUCGUUUUUUGACUAAUCGAACUCUUGCUUUUUUACUAAUAGUAUUUUAGGUGUACUUAUUUUAAUGUUAAGUAUUUCGAGAGAUUAUACUAAAAUGUAAGUGCUAAGGACGAAACACCGUUUUCUUAAUUUAAUACUUUUAUAUUACUUAUCAUUUAUUCGAGUCCAACUUGGGACUGUCCGAGUUAUUUAUGAGUUAGCGUAAAUUUUUGUAUCAGUAUUCGGCACUGCUUUAUAGAUACUUUUAAUUUAUUAUCCUACCCUUAACGUAUUUUAAUACCCAAAAGAAAAGUAACGGCGGGGUAAUUAAGUUAGAAAUAUGUUUUUUACUUUAUUUCAUAUCUGUUAUAUAAUAUAUAUAUAAUCUUGUAAACCGGCCCAUUUUUUUUUAAUUACAUGGUUUAAAAUUGGUUGGUUUCAAAAACGAGCAUUUGUUAAAUGUUUUUCUUGAAAAAAAGAUGAUAAUAAAUACUAAUGUGAUGUUUAUAUUUUAAUGGAGGAUUUUAGAGAAAAAACAGCUUUUAUAUGGAAACAUUGGUGGAGGUGAAUGUAUGAGUGAGAUGAAUGUGGUUUGCAUAGGUUUUAUGCAACUUCAAAAUGGCCUUAACAUUUAUUUUUUCGUUAUAAUAUUUUAUAUUCGUAUUUUAUUCACAAUUUUAUUAAAGAUUAUAUUUAUCAUUCACAUGACAGAAACAUCACCAUAGUGAAUAAAAGUUUUAUUGCUAAA